Molecule: messenger RNA, 1629 nt
Organism: Alternaria burnsii
Lineage: Eukaryota; Fungi; Ascomycota; Dothideomycetes; Pleosporales; Pleosporaceae
Exons: 2
Coding region: 1-1629 (542 amino acids)
Source: RefSeq, a predicted model, not a curated record
AUGGCUAUCUUCCCCACUGUUCUGCUGCUGGCAGCUUAUUCAACAUCAAUAAUCGCCGGGCCGGUCCCCAAGCAUCAACGGAGGCAACUCUCCACGAGUUAUGCUAACACUACCUCUGCCGCAUUUUCAACAUCAGCACAACGAAUUGCGGAAGCAGAAACUGCUAUUAUAGUGGAGCCAAUCCAGCAAACCAUCGUGACUUCGAUAGCACCAGCUAUCACUUUCGUCCUCCCCGAUGGAAAACCACUUGUAACACAAGAUCCACAGACAGUCUUCUCUACCUCAUAUAUCACGCCAUCAGCUUUGCCAAGUACUGAGGAGAGUUCAAGCGCAGUAGCCACUACUUCAGUGACACAAAGUCCGGAACCUACGCCAACAGAGAGCGUCAGUGUGCCAAUCUCGUCCGCCAUCGAAACUGGAAUUUUGUCGAGUUCAGUAGGGGCGGUCGAUAACAAGACAGCUAGCGAGACAAGUCAGCAAAUUCCCUUGUUCACUUACUCACCCAUAGAGGAAGAGACGUCUACUUCGCUUGCUAUUCCUCCUGCAUCGGCGACAAGCGCGGUCCCAGCUUCCACCACUGGAGGCUUGUCUGGCUUCACCCAUCCCGCGGCAGUACCUUCAAGUUUGCCUGUUGCCAAUACCACUGCUAGUUCGGUGAUUACAAGUGCUCUUUCCGUGAUCGAGUCGGUUGUACAGGCGUCAUCCUCCUCACCUCUGGUCAAUUCAACUUCUCUGGCACUCCCACUUCCCAUAUCGUCCGGCUCGCCAACAGCUGCUGUACCUUCCGAGACUGCAUCAGAUGCUGUAGACGUAACAUCGCGCAUCGUCGUCACACAAUACACCACCAUUUAUGCGACAUCUCAGCCACCCCAAACACCUGCACAGGAGUCAGCUAUGCCAUCCGAAGCGCAAGAGUCCAUUUCUUUGGCCUCUUCUCCAUUAUCAUCAGAAGUGGCUGGUGCACCUACAUCGUCUCCAUCGAAUGCUCCAGCUGAAGUAUCUCCGUCAGCAUCUCUUCAAGUACCGCCUGUAGUGGUUGUAACGUCAUACACCACGGUCAUGCCAACGCCAGCACCGCAACCUAGUCAGGCACCCGAGACGCCUGUCUCUUCCGCUAUGCCAGAGCCGGUUCUUUCCAGUUCGAUGGCCCCAUCAUCUUCAAUCGCAAGUUCCUCUUCGAAGGUAGCGGAGCCAACGCCCACGGCGCCCACGCUAUCAUCUUCGAUGUCCGAAAUUCCUGCGCCUACACCUACACCGCCCGCGUUGGCAUCCUCCAUCACACCGACGACUUCAAGCGCCCCUGAAAGCUCGGCGCAACCAACCCCAUCUUCUUCAUCCGUGGUAUCACUUCCAGAGGCUUCCUCGCAGCCCUCUCUCUCAUCCUCUAUCGCGCCACCUCCGGAGGUAACUGCAUCGACAUCCGGCGCCGUGCCAACACCGCCGGCACCUACAGAUACGCCAUCUUCUGCGUCGCCAGAGCCAGAGCCAGUGCCCUCAUCGACAACAUCGGAAGGCCCAUUAAUCAUCACACCGAUACCACCAAGUCAGGUGUUUACUGUGACUGUUACUGCGACGGCAACGGAAAAAGAGACAGUCAAGGAGACGACCACUGUAACCGUGACGGCUUGA